CCAUCCCGCUACUAACACGUGCAGUAUUUCGUGAAUUCAUAUGAACUUGUAUUUGUAAAUGUUGAACUAGAGUUUUUUCUACGUUUGCUGCAGAUAGUUUCUACAUUAUGAUGUCACAAGUGCCCAGGCGAAUUUCCAGAUUCCUGCAAGCGCGACGGUUCAAAGAAAUAACCUACAGAGGGAAAAAGACAAAAGCCAAACUAUCAUAUGGAAAACAUAAAAAUGAUCCAACGGAAGUUGCCCUGAAGCAUUUCGACCAAAACUACCGACCACUGUUUGGAGACGAAUGGCCAUCUAUUCGCCUAACCUUGCUGUCCAUGCCCAAUUCAGGGGCUCUCCUCAACAAUUACAGCGAGGUGCAAGAGACAUUGGAUAGACUUCAUUCGAUAGGUGUAGAAGACUUUGUACAACCUCAUGCAAGACACCUCAGGAAAGAAAGUGAAACUCGGUCUCACUCUCAGAGAUUAAAAGGAGGGGUCAAUGAGGUUACCUCAGAAAAUGGAACAAAAGAUGAUGAAGAAUCCCAAAGUGCGUCAGGAAGUACAAAAUUAGAUAGUGUCGCAGUAGCACAGAAGCUUCAGGAAAGGGAGAUGAUCAUCAGGGCGAGAGAAGAAGAUGGCUCAGAGGAGGGAGUGUUUGGACCUGGUGAACUUGAGAACAAAGAAGCAGGGCAGCUGACGAAACCUUGGUGGGAUGGACGAUAUAUUGUUGCUCCUGGUUACGAGCACAGGAUGGACCUCCUGCAGCAGAUGGAGUUGGAAGAGAGCGGUGACAGCGAGUUGAUGUCGGAGCAUUCUGGUGCUAACUCCAUCAAAGUUGUGGAAGCCGAGCUCCAGAUAAGUCCCCACUUGAGAUGUUUCUUACACAAGUCAUCUCCGGAGAGGUUGCCACAGGCGAAGAGGGGCAGGGAGUUACCGUAUCUUCAGUAUUACAUCAUGGAUCCAGCUUCGGUUCUUCCUGUCUUGGCGAUGGAUCUUAGAAAAGAUGAUGUGGUCCUGGAUCUUUGUGCCGGACCAGGCGGGAAAACUCUGGCUAUUUUACAGUCAAUGCUGAUCAGUACCCUGACUACCAAUGAAAAGGUAUUAUCUCGGAGGCGGCGCCUGCAAGAAGUACUUGGUCUUUGCUUACCCAGGAGCAUAAGAAGUAGUGGAGCCAUCCGUGUGUCUGGAUUAGAUGGAUGUGAAUGGGGCCAGAUAGAACCAAAUGCAUAUGACAAGGUGUUAGUAGAUGUGCCUUGCUCCACAGACAGAGUAUCUGCAACCCAACCAGACAAUAAUAUUUUCAAAGUGAGUCGAUCAAGAGAGAGAUGGGACCUACCACAACUCCAAACAGAUCUACUCUGUGCCGGGCUUCAGGCAGUCAAACCCGGAGGGACGGUGGUGUAUUCCACCUGCACCAUGUCGCCCCUUCAAAACGAUGGAGUGAUCCAGAGUACCAUCACAAGAUGUCGGGAGGAAUUCAACAUCGAAGCAACCGUGGCUGACCUUUCACCUCUAGGGAGAGCGUACAAUGAUGUCUUCAGCUUCUUCUCGAACUGUCGCUAUGGCCAGCUUGUCGUGCCUAGAAUAACUGCCAAUUAUGGACCCAUGUAUUUCAGUCGAUUGAUCAGGACUCGAUAGCAAAUUUUCUGUGCCCAGAAUAAUUGCCAAUUAUGGACCCAUGUAUUUCAGUUGAUUGAUUAGGACUCGAUAGCAAAUUUUCACCUGAGACUCCAGAAAAUGAAUAUUUGUGACAGUUGUGAUAAUAAGAGA
Molecule: messenger RNA, 1751 nt
Organism: Lytechinus variegatus (green sea urchin)
Lineage: Eukaryota; Metazoa; Echinodermata; Echinoidea; Temnopleuroida; Toxopneustidae
Product: 5-methylcytosine rRNA methyltransferase NSUN4-like
Exons: 5
Coding region: 108-1619 (503 amino acids)
Biological process (GO): rRNA methylation
Cellular component (GO): mitochondrial large ribosomal subunit
Molecular function (GO): methyltransferase activity
Source: RefSeq, a predicted model, not a curated record